Messenger RNA from Lolium rigidum, 762 nucleotides. RefSeq lists its product as uncharacterized. The record is from RefSeq and is a predicted model, not a curated record. The coding region runs from base 1 to 762 and encodes 253 amino acids. The transcript has 2 exons. NCBI's taxonomy places the organism in Eukaryota, Viridiplantae, Streptophyta, Magnoliopsida, Poales, Poaceae.
AUGGGGAAGGAGGCGCUGGACUACGUGCUGGUGCCGCUGGGGCUUGCGCUGAUGGUGGGGUACCACGCGUGGCUUCUCCUCCGCAUCCGGCGCCGCCCGACGACCACUGUCAUCGGCGUCAACUCCAUCAACCGCCGCAUCUGGGUCCGCCACAUCAUGGAGGAGCCGUCCGGGAAGCACGCGGUGCUGGCGGUGCAGACGAUCCGGAACAACAUCAUGGCGUCGACGCUGCUGGCUUCCACCGCCAUCACGCUCAGCUCUCUCAUCGCCGUCCUCAUGUCCGGCGGCUCACGCGGCGGCGGCGGGGGCGGCCUCCUCCCGGGCGCGCCGCUCGUCGUGGGCGCGACGGGGGAGGAGGCGCUGUCGGCCAAGUUCUUCGUCAUCCUCGUCUGUUUCCUCGUCGCCUUCCUCCUCAACUUGCAGUCCAUCCGCUACUACAGCCACACCAGCACCCUCGUCAACGUCCCGCUCCGCGCGCACCGACUCCGCCGCCCGGGCCUCGCCGUCGACUACGUCACCGGGACGCUCAACCGCGGCAGCUACUUCUGGUCGCUCGGCGUCAGGGCCUUCUACUUCUCCUGCCCCGUCUUCCUCUGGCUCUUCGGGCCCAUCCCCAUGUUCGCCGCAUGCACUGUCAUGGUCUCCGCGCUCUACUUCCUCGACGUGUGCGAGGAUUGGGAAGAGGAACACGAUGGCGACCACGGUGUGAGCGGUGAUCAAACCUCAGGACAAGGGAAGAAUGUAGGGGAGCAGCAAGUGUAG